Molecule: messenger RNA, 1554 nt
Organism: Podarcis muralis (Common wall lizard)
Lineage: Eukaryota; Metazoa; Chordata; Lepidosauria; Squamata; Lacertidae
Source: RefSeq, a predicted model, not a curated record
UUGAAGCUGAGAUGCAGGAACCUCAGACAUGGCCCUCCAGGGGCUGCAGGGGGGAGACUGUAGGACUCACUCCCAGAGGAAUCUCACAGGUAAAAGCAGGGGCCCCUCUUUGGAACUUGACAAUGGGUAGAUCACAGUUGGUCUUUUUAUACUGUGAGUAGAUCACAGUCUCUUGGGAGUUGGACGUGCCUGCCUUAGCUGUUUCCUUCUAGACUGACCAGUUCAGUCACUCUGCCGGCCACCCCACCCUGUCCCAAGCAAACUCCUGCCCCAUAGAGCCCCUUGGGAGGGGGCGAUUUCUCACCAAGGAGCAGGAAUUGGCUAUUUUCUUGACCAUAUUCCGGCUGCAGUAUUUAUAUUGAAGGAAUCACUCAGGUGCAGAGUAGAGGUUUGAAGGAACAUUUCUUGUUUCCCAACAAAAGGGCAUCUCUUUUUCUUCCUCUCCCCUUCUCUGGGGACAUCUAGAGAAAGGACAUGUGUGCUGUGCUCUCACCACCCUCAGACAAUUCCUGCCCCUUGAUACCAUAGGAUUCUGCUGCUGCUUUGAAUAGACAUCAGUGGGGAGACUCAGAGGCCUGGGGUUGCUGUUUUGGCCCUUGGGGGUCUGGCUGAGGAGUCCGUAGUGAGGAAGAAACUCCCCACUCAGCGCAUGCCUGUCCCUCUAGGCCUCCUCCCAAUUCCUUUCUUUUCCUUUAACAGAAAUUGCAGAUUUGAAUGGGCUGACAUUGUUCUUCUUUUCACCAGGUACGAGAAAAGAGAGAGUCCAGAGAAGCCACUGCCUUUCCCUCCAGAGCUGAGGAACAGGGUCUUGGAAUCCUGUGAUCUAAAUCACCUUGUGGAGGAUGCCAUGAAACAAUGGGAAGAUGCUGUGUUAUACAGAAAACAGACUCAGAAAGGCUUACCUGGAGUUCUUCACCUCCAGCGAGAACAUCAGAGCCCUCGAAGAACUACGGCCAGCGAGUGAAUUACCACAUUGUCAAUGUCAAGGGUGAGAACAUCACCAACGCGCAUGAAAUGCAACCCAACGCCGUAACGUGGGGCAUCUUCCCCGGCAGAGAGAUCAUUCAGCCGACGGUUGUAGACCCGGUUAGCUUCAUGUACUGGAAGGAUGAGGCCUUUGCCCUGUGGAUUGAGCAGUGGGCCAAGCUGUACGAAGAGGAGUCCCCCUCUCGCAUGAUCCUCCAGUACAUGCACGACAACUAUUACCUGGUCAACUUGGUGGACAACGACUUCCCCCUGGACAGCUGCCUCUGGCAGGUCUUGGAAGACAUGCACACGCUCUUGAACUGUCCGGCGGAACCUUGAAAGUUGAGAAAAGGCACGCAGCCUCCCAGAUUUGGCUGGCAGCAUAGUCAAAAACCUUAGGGAUGCGAGGUUGGAACCACAGUGGCCCAGACACUCCUCUAGGGGGCGCCGUUGGCUGAAUUUCCCCCCAUUGCCUUCAAAGCGGGAGGCCGGUUAAGACAGGCACAUCUCCCUUCUGAUCCAAAAGACUCUGAGGAUGUUUUCGAGCCCUUCUUGGGUUAUUACAAUCCCUUUUCCCCUUAUACUAAU